AUGGGAGGAAAAGGCGACAUCUUUUUCCGCGGAUGGACUCAGCCUAGGAGGGAACUCACGGCAUCAACAACUGCUGCAGGAUACAGAGCCCCCCUGCGGUGGCGCAGCAGCCUAGGAGGGAACUCACGGCAUCAACAACUGCUGCAGGAGGGGAAUCUGCUGCUGCGUGUUCAUUUCCACCCUACUGAAAAGGCGCAGGCGCCUGUAGCUCCAACGGAGAAACAAACGGACCUUCAGGCUCUGCUCCCAACUAGUGGAGUGAAGGGUAAGAGAUCCAGCAAGCCAAGCCGUAGCCAAGGGAGUAACAAGGGCAGCAGCAGCAGCCACAGCAGCCCAAGCACGGAUAGCAGCAGUAGCUGUGGGAGUAGUUUGGUCGGCAGCCACAGCGAAACGCAGGAGCAGCCGACAAACCGGCUUCGGGAUGUUUCGGAGGGAGACGGCACGCUGCAGCAGUUACUGCUGCAGCAGUUAGAGGAGCUGUCUCUUGCCUGGCAGCGCGCGCUGAGCGAACAACAACAGGACCGCAAACAGCAAUGGGAGCGGGCCUCAGUUGUCAUUGAUGGCCAGCGGCUUCAGGAGCAUCUUCAGCAGUCUCCGCUGAUGGGAGCGCUUUGCACCAACUCCUUCUGCAGCAAUAUGGCGGGUGCAUUCUUGGACUUGUACAGCGAAGAGGAGUUUCGCGUGUGGGGCCUCUGCAGCAGCUGCCAGCAGCAGCUCUUCACGACGCCUCUUCCAGCAGGAACAGACGGAGGACGUCUUCCAAUGGCACGGUUAAAGUUGCCGUCUCCGUUUGCCCACUGCUGCAUAGACACCCGCCAUGAGCUUGGGAUUACCCAAGCCCUUGCUAAAGCGGCGGCGCGUCAGGAGCCAUUACCAGCGUCUGCGGCGCUGCAGCUGUAG
Eimeria mitis is the source of this 900-nucleotide messenger RNA. RefSeq lists its product as uncharacterized. The record is from RefSeq and is a predicted model, not a curated record. Lineage: Eukaryota; Apicomplexa; Conoidasida; Eucoccidiorida; Eimeriidae.